AUGUCCAAAAUGUGGGAAGUCGACCCCGAGACAAGGGCUAAGCUCCUUCAAAUCUCCAAGACGAAUGGGAACGACCGCUGUUGUGACUGCGGAGCACCGUCACCGCAAUGGGCGUCGCCGAAAUUCGGUAUAUUCAUCUGCCUGAACUGUGCUGGCACUCAUCGCGGCCUCGGUGUACACAUUUCGUUCGUUCGAUCCAUCACCAUGGACGCCUUUAAGAACGCCGAAAUCCAGCGUAUGGAUAAAGGCGGAAACGAUACGUGGAAGAAAUUCUAUGACGAGCACGCCAUCGUUGUCUCAGAGGGUCGCACAUUCGAGGACUCGACGAUCAAGGAACGAUAUGAUAGUGAGGUGGGCGAAGAGUACAAGGAUCGACUGGCAGCCAAUGCCGAGGGCAAGGAAUAUGUCCCCGGAGAGAGAAAGAAGAAACAACCGUCACCUGCUUCAAUCCCAGAGAAUAUUUCGAGGUCAGGCACCCCGCUACAAGGUGGACGCGCUUCACCAGCAUCUUUCGGCAGCGCGCCCACGCAGAAAGAACGCAACGAGGCGUAUUUUGCAAAGAUGGGGAAUGACAAUGCGACCCGGCCCGAUGGCCUAGCUCCUUCGCAGGGUGGGAAAUAUAGUGGCUUCGGUGGCGGACUUCCGGUAUCCAGUACUCCGCGUCAAGAAGGACCAGUGCCUGGGUUUGAGGAUUUCCAAAAGGAUCCCGUGGCAGCAUUUUCCAAGGGUUUCGGGUGGUUUACUUCGGCCGUUGGAAAGAGUGCCAAAACUGUGAAUGACGCUUAUAUACAGCCUACAGCCAAGUCGCUCGCCGAGUCAGAAUUUGCAGCCCAAGCCCGACUUCAGGCCGCACAACUUGGCCAGAACUUGCAAACAGGCGCAAAGGGUGCGGCUGAUCAAUUCAACCGCUUUGUCGAGGGCCCCGACGCACCUGGUACACAGCGACGUUAUCAGCCCGAGCGCCAGGAUUUCUGGGACGACCUUUCAUCGCUUGGAGAGCAGAAGACCAACCAACAAAAGAGGCAGUCUGGGUCUAUCGGAACGACGGCCCUGAGGCACACGCCAUCUUCUUCGACCACGUCAGCUUCAAGGCUUAAUCCGGCUACGGGCGUUGCAUCUACGAUACCUAAUGCGCCGAGCAAAGAGAAAGACGACUGGGGAGAGGAGUGGUAG
Molecule: messenger RNA, 1173 nt
Organism: Talaromyces rugulosus
Lineage: Eukaryota; Fungi; Ascomycota; Eurotiomycetes; Eurotiales; Trichocomaceae
Exons: 4
Coding region: 1-1173 (390 amino acids)
Biological process (GO): regulation of endocytosis; regulation of ARF protein signal transduction
Cellular component (GO): Golgi membrane
Molecular function (GO): GTPase activator activity
Source: RefSeq, a predicted model, not a curated record